AUGCAGGGCCCGAGCGAGGAGAUGCAAGAUGAUCUCAUUGAAGAAAUUACAUGGCGACUUGCUCUCCAAUCUGUUCUAGAAGAAGAGAGAGAAAGGGUGAGGGAAGAAGUUGUGGAGGAUGAAGAAGAAAUCAAAGAAGAGGAUGUUCUUGAUCAUUUCCCAGGGGUGAUACCACAAGAAGAAGAAAGGGAGGAUGAAUAA
Molecule: messenger RNA, 201 nt
Organism: Linum trigynum
Lineage: Eukaryota; Viridiplantae; Streptophyta; Magnoliopsida; Malpighiales; Linaceae
Source: the annotation of a GenBank genome assembly